AUGGUUAAUUACAAUUUAUACAGCCUGGGACACGACAGAGUCUUGAGCUUUGACGGCGGCGGGACAUCAUCACCGUACGAGAAAUUAGAGACGAGCGUAAUCGUGGGAUCCUCACACGGCUGGCUGGCCCUUUUCAACCCGACCAACUCCGACCUGUUCCUGUCGAACCCCCUAACCGGCCGCCACAUAAUCUCCGGUGAAGACCCAGAACACGAAGAUUGCCGGGCCUUGAUGAUCUUCGGCACUUGUGAAAUCCUCGCUUUCUGCUGCCAGGGCCGGGCCGGGGCAGGGUGGACCCGCAUCGGCGCCCACACUUAUCCUCCGUACAAUGACGUGAGGGGAUACGAGGAUAUGGACUUGUUGGGCCCUGAAAACUACAUUUCUUGGUUGGGUAAUGUGGAGAGUUCACGUUUAAAGACCGGGAUUUGGACAAGGGCACUUAGAUACUUAGUGUAUGCAGAGGAUUUGCGGCAAUUGUUUAUUGUCACCCGUCAUUUAGUCGGACAGAUGGCCCCGGAUGGUUCGUGCGUGGAUGACUCAGAACGAGACGGUGAAUACCCGUACAAAACGUUGGCUUUUGAAGUGCAUAAAAUCGACCGGGAAGAAGGUGGAGGAGGGAAGUUGAGCUAUGUCGAUGGGUCGUUGAGUGGGCUGGCAAUGUUUGUUGGGCUUAACCACUCAUGCGCGGUGAUGGCUACAAAUGGUGGGCUGAAGCCCGAUUCCAUAUACUUCACGGAUGACAAGGUAUUCAACCCGAGAAAUUCGAUUACACUGAUGAGGAGGAAAAAAUGUAUGGGGGGCACGAUAUUGGGAUUUAUGAUUAUGGGAAGAAGACUAUCUCGCCUUGCUAUUACCCGUGCGAUGUCGGGAGCUUGA
Striga hermonthica is the source of this 876-nucleotide messenger RNA. The record is from the annotation of a GenBank genome assembly. NCBI's taxonomy places the organism in Eukaryota, Viridiplantae, Streptophyta, Magnoliopsida, Lamiales, Orobanchaceae.